AUGUCUUUGUCGACGGUUAACGAAGCCGCAGCAGUGCAGCGAGGGAGUGAGUUAUCAGAAGCGAUUGAGUCCAGUGUCAUUGCUGAUGUAGCCGAUGCUGUUUUACACCCGCCUGCAACUGGUAAAUACAGUUACUUGAAGAACCAGAUUAUAGAGCGGUUUGGUGAAAGUGAGCAACGGAAGAUCCAGAGGCUCCUUUCUGAGAUCGAAUUAGGAGAUCGUCGACCAUCGCAGUUGUUGAAUGAGCUGAUAGCACUAGCGAAGGAUAAAGUUAGUAACGAAUUCCUGAAGUCACUUUGGCUCCAACGUCUACCUUCGCAGGUACGUGCCAUUUCACAAACAUCAAGUGUUGAUCUGGUAGAAUUAGCUAAACUGGCUGAUAGAAUUUGUGAAGCGGGCGAUUAUCAUCAAAUAGCUGCAGCGUCAUCUAGUGGAAGUAGCGUUUCGAACGAGACAGCCAUGUUGUGCCAGCGUUUGGAUCAAAUUGAGCAGCGGUUAAGCAGAUUGGAUUUUGGUGGACGCCAGCCAUCGAGAACGCAACAGCCCUCACGCAGAAAGAGCCGAACGCGAUCGCAGUCCUCAAACCACUCCGGUUGGUGCUGGUUUCAUAGUAGGUUCGGGGAGCAAGCACGCAGAUGUCGUCAGCCAUGCACGUAUAUAUCCAAUGCAAAGUCAAAAAACUAA
Teleopsis dalmanni is the source of this 684-nucleotide messenger RNA. RefSeq lists its product as uncharacterized. Lineage: Eukaryota; Metazoa; Arthropoda; Insecta; Diptera; Diopsidae. The record is from RefSeq and is a predicted model, not a curated record. The transcript is spliced from 2 exons. Bases 1 to 684 code for a protein of 227 amino acids.